GAGUUGAUAGGAGUGAGAGCCCCAAUAUUCAAGAAAGAUCCAAUCCCAGGAGAAUUAUUUCUUUUCCAACUUCCCACUUUACCUUAUAUAUCUAUUAUAUUACAUAAUCACUUGCUAGCUUCUUUUCUUAUCCAAAACAAGUAGCUAGCUAGCUUCUUUUUAGGGAGAAGAAUGGCUGACACAUACAGUAUAGAGAGCAAGGUUGUUAUAAGAGAGUUUGAUGAAGAUAGAGACGUUAAAGUGGUGGGGAAGCUUGAAAGGAACUGUACUGAGAUUAAUGGGACUACUAAAAAGGGUUUCUCUAUUUUCACCAACAUGAUGAGUAAUGGUGACCCUUUAUCUAGGAUUAGGUUCUAUCCCCUUCAUGUUAUGUUGGUAGCUGAGAUGGUUGAAAGCAAGGAGCUUGUUGGAGUUGUUAAAGGAUGCAUUAAAAGUGUGCAAACUCCUUCUGGAUCACUCUUCAAGAUGGGUUGUAUACUAGGCCUUAGAGUCUCUCCUAUACACAGGAGAAAGGGAGUUGGACUAAAACUUGUGACCUCAAUUGAAGAGUGGAUGCUAACAAAUGGUGCUGAUUAUGCCUUCCUAGCCACAGAAAAGAAUAACAAUGCCUCUAAAAACCUAUUCACCAACAAAUGCAACUAUUUCAAUUUCACCUCACUCAUCAUAUUUCUCCAUCCACCAACUAGUUUCCCAACAAACCACAUUUCUAAGAAGGAUGUCAAAAUUGACAAGAUAAGUAUAGACCAAGCAAUUUCCUUCUACACAAGAAUCUUGAAAACCAAAGAGUUGUAUCCAUUAGAUAUGGACAUUAUUCUCAAAGAAAAACUCAGCCUAGGAACUUGGGUUAGUUAUUACAAAGAUGAAGGCUUCAAACUCAACAUUGAAGACAUUAUUACCCAUAAAAGUACAACAAGCUCAUCAUGGAUCAUUUUCAGUUUAUGGAAUACUUGUGAAGCUUGUGACAAUAACCUUCAAGUUAAAACAAAAUUAUUUCAACCACUUAGGUUUCUUCAUGCGACAUUAAAUCAUGCAAAGGACAAAAUAUGUCCUUGUUUGAGAAUGUUUGACUCAAUGUGUAACAACAGUACAUUUGGGUUUCUUUUUCUUUAUGGACUUCAUGGAGAGGGAGAGAAUCUUGGUGGGCUAAUGGAAUCAAUAUGGAGGUUUACAUCAAGAUUAGGAGAAAAAUUAAAGGAGUGUAGGGUUGUUAUAACUGAGUUAGGGUUUGGUGAUCCACUUGUAAACCAUGUUCCUAAAAUUGAUUCUAUGUCGUGUAUUGAUGAUAUGUGGUACACAAAAAGACUUGGAAAUCACAGUGAUGAUGAAAAUGAUGAAUUGGUGGAGGUGAUGAAGAGACAACUCGGGAAUGUGUUUGUUGAUCCUAGGGAUUUUUAGCUAGGUUUUAAUAAUAAAGUGAUGAAAAUUAUCGUUGUGGUUGACAUGAUUGAUCAUUCUUGUAUUUUUUUUUUCUUUUUCUUGAAGAAAUCAUUGUAUCUUUUUUCCUUUAUCUGAAAUGAAAGCAUAUUUAUGA
Molecule: messenger RNA, 1531 nt
Organism: Medicago truncatula (barrel medic)
Lineage: Eukaryota; Viridiplantae; Streptophyta; Magnoliopsida; Fabales; Fabaceae
Product: probable N-acetyltransferase HLS1
Exons: 3
Coding region: 172-1395 (407 amino acids)
Molecular function (GO): acyltransferase activity, transferring groups other than amino-acyl groups
Source: RefSeq, a predicted model, not a curated record